This is a messenger RNA of Episyrphus balteatus (marmalade hoverfly), 5351 nucleotides long. RefSeq lists its product as uncharacterized. Gene Ontology annotation, cellular component: axoneme. NCBI's taxonomy places the organism in Eukaryota, Metazoa, Arthropoda, Insecta, Diptera, Syrphidae. The record is from RefSeq and is a predicted model, not a curated record. The transcript is spliced from 18 exons. Gene Ontology annotation, biological process: cilium movement; axonemal central apparatus assembly. Bases 147 to 5333 code for a protein of 1728 amino acids.
UUUAUUAUUUUUAAUUAAAAAAUACAGAAAAAUAAAUAAACUAUUCCUCAGCUUACACUCGUGGUUGAUUUUUGUUGUUGUUUUGUUGCCGACUAAACUGUCAAAAAUAGCAGCUGACUUUUUGUGUUACAGCAUUGCCAGAGAUAAUGGAUUUUUAUUGCAAGAGAAAGACAGGGUGCUUACAAAAAUUAUGUGCAUUUUGUUGUACUCAAAAAAGAGAUCUGUUGAGAAAUGAUAAUUUUGAAAAAACCAUAGAAAUUUAUCCAAGAAUUGUUAUUUUGAAGAAAAUGAAAGUUGGAGAAGUUUAUUGUGAAACGAUAACAAUACGGAAUACUGGAAAUCUUUCUAGAAAACUAAAAUUCGUUACUGAACCAAAUGACGAUGUAACAUUCGAAAUGAAUGGAAACACACUAUUGAAACCUGGAUUGUGCGUUUCUAUUGAUGUUGUUGUGGCAGCAACUAAGAAAAAACUAGUCAAUAAAAGUCGUUAUUUUUUCGUAAUAGCUGAGCAUCCGGAUAUUGUAUGGGAAAUACCUUUCAUAGUUUUGAAGAAAGACCAAGAAAUGCACAUACCGGAAAUUAUUUGCCUAGCAAAAGUUCCAGCAAAUACAAUUUCUAAUUACCAAUUUAUAAUUUAUAAUCCUCAGAAUGAUGGAAUCACAUUCUCAAUUUGUUCAAACUUUGAAGGCCUAACUAUAAAACCUAUUUCUGGAACUAUACCAGCCAAAGAAUUCUCCAAGAUUCUUAUAGUGGGAAAAGUUCCAGCCAAGUCAAUUACAUCAAGUAUCUUGGUGACUUUGAAAAAUGGAAAGUCCUUUAAAAUAUAUGUACAAAUGGAACCAUCGAAUCAGUUGAUUCAUUUGAGUACUAGUGAAUUGAUAUUCGAAGACACUUUCAUGGGCUUAAAAAGUCAGAAAAAUAUAUUUAUAUGCAAUAGAAGCAAUGAGUGUGUCAGUUUUCAGUGGGGCUGUAAUCAAAUAAAUGAAGAAAACGAUACAGAUGACAAGACAGAUGAACAGCUUAUCGUCUCAGAUUUUAUAACUAUUAGAAAUAAGCGUGGAUGUGUGCCUGCAAUGAAUUCUAUUCUCUCGAUCUUCACUUUUACUCCACCAAAAAACUUUCAAAUUAAUGAGGACGAUGACGAGUCACAAUUUCAAGUUAAUACCGUUGUCUAUUUAUUUUGUCCUAUUAUGGGCCCUCAAUCAUAUAGAGUUAAUAUUAUUGGAAGGAUUCUUGGACCCAAUAUUGAAAUAACUCCUGUGGAAAUAAAUAUUGACAAACUUUAUAUGGGCCAAAUUCGUUGCAUCGCAUUCGAAAUACUAAAUAAAGGACCAAUUGCAGGUGAAAUUUAUUUCAAACGUCACACUGAUGAAAAAGAAAUCAACUGUACAGUGACACCUUCAUCUGUUUAUCUCAGACCAGAUGCAAAGAAAUCAGUUCAAUUAAGUUUUUAUCGACGCGAUGUUGGAAAAUUCUUAACAAAACUCAUUUUUAAAAUUAAAUCAGGAGAUGUUCUUUCAAUUUUACUAAGAGGAACAUCUCUGCCAACGAUUGUGAAAGUUUAUCCCGAAAUAAUUGAGUUUGGACAAAUUCCAAUCUGUAUACCCCAAAAGGAUUCAAUAACAAUAUUUAACCCAUUGCCUGUAUCUGUUGUUGUGGAGCCUAAGAUAAUUGAUAAAGGAGUUGAAAAUCCUUUGAUAUUGUGUGUGGAUGAUUUGAACUUACCUCUAAACACAAGAACUACAACAUACUAUAGCAAAUGCCAUGAAGAAUUUGGAGAAGAAGAGCUUCAAAAUUGUAUUUCAGAUUUUGGAUCAAUCGAAGAAUCUCUUAGCGCUAGAACGAACAUCAGUAGCAAAAUAAGCUCUUUGUUUCAAAAUAAAGUGCUAGAUGAAAUUCCAUCGAUGACUAAUGAGCUUUUACAAAAUUUAAAAAGCAUUCAUUCACAAAAUCAAAUAGAAGCUGGAAUGAAAAUUAUCGAUGAAUCUCUGAAUUGUAUUUUAAAUCAUUGUGAUUAUUUUCAAGAGCUUAGAGAUAACAAGAAUUAUCUAAAGAAGGACUGGAAAGCUCUACCAUGUGAUGCUAAAGAAGUGGCAAUUGUAGAGGAACGUUUCUAUUUGGAACCAAAUAAAUCCAAAACUUUACCAGUUUUCCUGGUUCCAAAUAGUUGUGGGCCAAGUACUAAAACUAUACAAUUCAAAGUAUAUCCUAUGGGCGAAGACUAUUCUGAAAUCAAUGAUACUAUAAACUCAAUGCAUAUGGUCAGUACUCUACGACUCCAAUACAAGUGUAUGAUUCCCAUAUUGGAAUUCAACAAUGAUAUCACUUUUCCUCAACCGCUAUACGUAGAUAUGGAAAAUAGUUUUACAAUGUAUUUCAAAAACAUUGAUUCUGUACCUGGAUUUGUUUAUUUUAAAGUGAUUCCAAUUGAACAGUGCGGUAAAAUUACUGUCAACAAAAACCAACAAAAAUUCUUUAUUGCUCCUGGUGAAAAAGCUGAAGUGGCCUGUUCUGUGGUAUUUCGAAAAGUUGGAAAUAUUGUUCUGCAUGGAAUAUUUCAAUUGGUCGGUAAGUUAUUAGACCAUUCUUUUAAAAUAGAAGCAAAAUUGCUUCCCCCAGAAAUCGAAAUUUCAACAAAGAAAAUAUUUGCAAAACAAGAAGUUCUUCAGUUGACUAGAACAAGAAUUUUUAUUACAAAUACUUGUCCUUCGGUAGCUCAAUUUACUUUGUCAUUGAAACAUGAAACACAUCAAUUUUUGGAACCCCAAGGAGCCAGUUUGGCGCCCAAUCAAAAAGUUCUUGUAUCAAUUUUUUCAAAGUUUUUGGAUCCAGGAUUAUACAAAAAUAUUCUUUACUUAAAUCUUAAACAUUCUGAUAAUAAACUAAUACCAAUUACAUUCUCUGUUGAAGGAAUUCCACUAGAGUUCGAACCAAACAUAAAACUUGGCCUAGACUUUGGAACUGUUUUCAGAAAUAAUAAAAUUCAAGAACAUACAAUUAAUAUUAAAAACUUAGGAGAAAAAGCAUAUACAAUCAAUUUUCAAAACAAAAUUUCUAAAAAACUUGAAAUAGUUCCUAAAUCUGUUUUAAAUAUUGAACCAAAAUUCUUAACUAUACCAGCAAAUGCACAGAAAACAUUUAAUAUACAACUUGAUAUCUCAAAAGAGAUAAUUUUUGAAGAAGAAUAUUGUGUCAAUAGCGUAGAUGAAGCAAAACAUCGGUUCAAAUUGUUUGAUUUUGAAGUGAAGUGCAUUGUUAUUGAAUGUAAGAUUUUGUGGAGCAAAAAUGAAAUUCGAUUUAAAGAAAAUGGAGACAAAGCAGUUGAGGUGAUUUCUCUUAUAAAUACUACACAUUUCGUUGGAAAUGUCAGUUUAAAUGUGCAAGGGUACUUCUUAUUAGGAACAAAUUCAACAGCCGUAACAGACAAAUCUCUGGAUUUUUCCAUUCAAGGAAAAUCAAGUAAAGAAAUCUACGUUAGUCUAAACGAAAGAGAAGUAGAUGAACCCAAUCUUAUUUGUCAGUGUUUAAAGGGAUAUAUUAAGUGUAAAGUCAACAAUAAGACCCAGAAAUCCCUUCCAUUGCACGUUAAAAUUGUAAAUCCCGGCCUUCGAAUCUGCAAUCCUAAAGUUACAUUUUUCACUCCCUACGCUGAUUCUUUCGCUCAUAUAAACAUUCACAAUUGUAGUCUCAAAAAUGCCAAGUUUAUUUGGAGAGAAAUAGAAUCAAUUCUUGACAAAAAUAUUUCUGAAUGCAAUGUUGAACAAAUGUAUUCAAAAACAAUAUCUGAACUGGUUCUUUCUUUGCCAGAAGUAAACCUUCCAAAAUUUCCAAAUUCUAUUAAGCAUCAAAAUACAGAAGUUUUUAUUUGUGAUGAAGGUGAUGAAUCUUCAGAUGAAGAAAAUGAAUCAUCUUCUCUAAGUGUUCAUGAUUUAAAACGGAAACUUAGUUUAAUGAGUUCAAAAACUGAAGAAUAUAGUAAAUCUUCUACAUCACUGACAACAACUACUGUUCACUCCCAAAGGAGUCUUAUUCAACGAACUAGUUCCUGUAAAGCAUUACCAAUUUCACAAGCUCAAGUUCAAAAUAUUGGAAUAAAUGAUAUAUUAGAAAACUUAGGAUUGUUGAGUUUAGAGCCUGUUAACACUAUUUGUAAAGAUAAUGGUUUAAUCAUUGGUGAUACAAAUUGCAUAGACAAGAAAAAUUUAGAAGAAUCGUAUAAAAUUGGAUUUCAACAAAAGACUGGACAAAUUUCAUCUCAAUCAAUGUUUCAAACAUAUGUUUUUUUACCAACAUUGCCUGAAGAUAAAACUCUUGAGUGUAAAUAUGGCCUUGAAGUGUUUGGUGGUCAAACUGAAUUUCUGGAUAUGACAAUAACAAAUCAAAAAGGAAGGAUUCAAGUCUCCAGCACAAGCAUUAAUCUCGGAUCAAAUAUUUGGUACAAAAUGAUUAUAGACAAAAUAAAAAUCACAAGUCUGAGUCCUUGGGCUACAAAGAUAACAGUUAUUGAAAAUGACGAUGUCUCAAACGAAAAGAGUAGUUUUGCUAAUGGUUUUGUUGAAAUUAUUUCUCCAAAAGAAUUCAUCCUACCACCAAAAACAAGCAUGAAUAUCGAAUUCAAAGCCGCAACGGGUUUGAAUCAACAUUUUUCUAUGGACAUUGGCCUGGAAAUAAAUAAAAAUUCGACUUCCAUUCCGAUUAAUUUUCGUGGAUCAGGAGUUCUUCCAUUGCUCAGACCUUUAAACCUUACUAGAACUACUCAAAUAUUAAUUAAUAUAACAGAAAAUUAUUUAUAUUUGCGUGAUUUAUAUAACGAUAUUCAAAAAGAGUAUAUUGAGGAUAAUAAAAAAAAGGAUGACACUGCACAGUUAAAAGCUGUUGGGAAGGAUGAGAUAGUGGAAGAAAAUGAAAUAACCCGAAAUAAAAUACAGAAACGAAAUAAAGCCAGAGAAUUUGUUUGGCUCAAUUAUUCAGAAGAAAAAUAUCCUGGAGUAGAACAUAUUGAAAGAUUUUUAGAAACAGAAAAACUACUGUCCGCUCUUAACAAAUCAAACGAUUUAAAAACAACAUUUCAGCAAUUUUACCACAGAUGUAUGCAUAAUCGCGCAAUGGAAUUUGAUCCGGUCGUUAAUUUGAAGCUCACAAUCUGCCGUCCAAUUCCUUGGGAGUUUUCUGCUUUCGGUUUAGAUAUGAAGACUUUCAAAAUUAACGAAACAAAAACUUUUGAUAUUGAACUUGUCUUCGAAGGCCCAGGAAAAUUGUUUCUGUCAUGUAGAAGUCGAGCUGUAAUACCUGGAGUCAAAGCUUUAUUUGAAGUUUCGCAGGAUAAAAGGUAAGAAUUUUUUAUACAAAAC